UGCAUUAAACGUUGAAGUGACGUUCUCCUCCGAGUAAACGAGUGCCGAGGAGAGUUUUGUCAAAAGACUACUGAUAUUUUUACGUUUCCUUCUUGACCGAGAACAAAGCCUGUUGCGAAAGACGUCCCAUUACGGCCAUGUCGAUUGCUUUGGAUCACGAUUACUGCUUAAUGGAGCCAUCUGGCAACGAUUCCAAGACCGAGAUUUUGUCGUGCCUAGGCACAACGAAGCCACGAAACAAGAGGAAAGAAGAAAUUUGUCCCAGAGAAGAUCCUGACGGAGAGAUUUCGUCCAUUGAUGAAUCCAUAAAUUUGGAAGCAUUACCUAGUUCUUCAUCCCCUGCCCAUAGUUCAGAUAGUGGAUUAGACGUUGGAAUUGAGGAUUUCCUGACCGAUUUUGCUUCAUCGUGGGCCGACGAAGACUUUGGAUUAAACGACCACGAUAUCAGAGAUUUAGAGGAACUCUUGAACUUUAACGAACAAUCAAAUAAACCGCCUUCUACAAAACCCUGCUUUACAAGUCUUCCAGUGAAUGGGAAUCUUGGGAAAAGGCAGCGAAUUCCUCAAGAAAAAGUGGAAGACCAACAAGCCAUCGUCGAGAGAAACAGAAAGAACGCCAUUGCUGCCAAGGAGAACAGAGAAAAGAAAAAAAAGUACGUCGAAGGGCUUGAAAACACAGUCACUGAUUUGAAAGAGGAGAAUAAGACUCUUAAAGCCAAAAACGAAAGCUUGACGUCUAUUAUGAAGAAGCUGGCGGAUGAGGUGAAAUAUUUACGAAAUGUUCUCGCUAAUGAGAGCACAAUUUCACUGUUGCUGAAGAGCGUGGCGGCUACACCUGGAAUUUCGUUAUCUUCGUCGCUUGUGCAGUCGACGCAAAGUCAAGAUACCGAAAAGGAAAGCGACACAAAAGAGGAAGAGGGGCGCUAUGUGACCAGAAGCAGGAAGAGGCGGUCUGACGAGGGUGUGGAAGAUGCCCCCAGCAAGAGAAAACGGUCAAAUUCUUCUGGUGGUGUGUGUCUCCAUGUGCGCGGUGGCAAAGUGUCCUUGGAAUUAUGUUCAAAGUGUGAGAGGAAAGCAAUGGAGAGAGGAGUUCUGUAAAUGAAACAAAAUGUCGGUAUCACAAAGUAUAGGCCAAGUAUAUUAUCACUACUUUGUCAAACUGAAGUGUUUCAGCUGCGGAACAACAUAUAAACAGGGAAAGAACCCUUAAGGUUAUGAGUUCCUGUUAUCCAAGACAGAAAACUAUCUAAAAAAAGACGAAAGGAAAACAAAAAAAGAAAAGGCCUACUUCAGUGUAGGCUGAAUGAAAUAGUUUUGUUACUUUUGAGCAGCACGCACUCGUCGUCUUUCUUUCUUUUUCAGGUGCCACCAAACAAGGUUGGAUCUAAGCCACAAGUUGAACUGAACACAUCACAACAGACUUCGUGAACUAAAUGCUGCAUCCUCUACACUAUGGAGUGCUCUUCUGGACUACUGUUUGUAGGUAAUAAUAUUUGAAAUAAGUAGCUAAAUGACUGCAGACAACACUACAAAGAAGGAUUUCAAGAGAAUGAAGUCGGGAAUCAUUUUUGAUUAGCUUUUAAAGUUGAAGAACCAGCAGUUAAUCCUUAGUUGGAUUUUCAUUUAUUGUCUUAAAGACAAAAAUAACCUGAAAACUUAAAUUGGUGUUGGCCAAGUAAACAUGAGGUUUUUCUUUCAAAUGUUGACCACUUGAGGCAAAAAGGAGAAGAUUUUUGACAUAAGACUACAGUACCCUCUAGUGCUUGAGUUAGUGUUUCUAUGUAUGCCAAAUCAGACAAAUUUGGAAAAAAAGAAAUUAAAAAAAGUCUAAAAAUUGUGUUUAUUGUCUUAAAGACAAAAAUAACCUGAAAACUUAAAUUGGUAUUGGCCAAGUAAACACGAGGUUUUUCUUUCAUAUGUCAACCACUUGAAGCAAAAAGGAGAAGAUUUUUUACAUAAGACUACAGUACCCUCUAGCACUUGAUAGAUAAAUUCA
Pocillopora damicornis (cauliflower coral) is the source of this 1995-nucleotide messenger RNA. RefSeq lists its product as uncharacterized. The record is from RefSeq and is a predicted model, not a curated record. NCBI's taxonomy places the organism in Eukaryota, Metazoa, Cnidaria, Anthozoa, Scleractinia, Pocilloporidae. Gene Ontology annotation, biological process: regulation of DNA-templated transcription. Gene Ontology annotation, cellular component: nucleus. Gene Ontology annotation, molecular function: DNA-binding transcription factor activity, RNA polymerase II-specific; RNA polymerase II transcription regulatory region sequence-specific DNA binding.